AGAAAAAUCCAGCACACCAUGGAAACAGGGACGCUCCCGUUUAUUGUUAGCACCUACAAAUUUGUUUUCCUAUUCGGUUUUGUGUAUUUGAAUUCAGUUCACUGCCAACAGUAUGUAAUUCCUUUUCAAACCCCCUCAGACUGCGAUGUGAAAGAGUUCUUCGACAUCUCCAGUUUGUCGUGUGGGAGCUGUGGUGAAAAUCAACAACGCAGCGCAGCAGGGCUGAGUUGCAUUUGCCAAAGUGGAUUCCGUACAGUCACGACUGACCAGACUUCCAUUGCGUGUGAGCCUUGUCCAGAAGACAAGCCUGCAGUAACUCAAGAUGGUUUUGGGUGCAUUCGUUGCCCAGGCAGUACAACUGAUGAGGGGCAGUGCCAGUGCCCUGCCGGACAUAUCCUCCUGGAGAGGGAUGUCCAUGGAAACCUUUUGGAUGAGGCCACAUGUGAGAUGUGUAAUGGAAAUGGAUCCGCUUUCUCAGUCCCAAAUAGCAGCGGUGACAGGUGCGAGAGAUGUCAGGCUUCCUUCAUCAAAAGCUCUUGUGUGUGUAACCCUCCCUCUGUGCUGACAGGAGGGUUGUGUAUCCCACCAGGAAGCCUUUCCAUAAAUAUUAAUCCCAGUGUCAACUUUGCUCAGUUGAAGUUCAGCAUCGUGUCUGCCUGGUUCCUCAAAAAUCUCUACUCAUCCGCAGCAGCCUGCCUUAAUUUCUCCAACCUGACGGCGUGCCAGGCCCUCGGCAACAUGUGCGUGAUGAACAUGCACUCCUUCAGCGGCGCGAGCGUUGAUGCCUGUGGCCUCUUUAACGCCGUCUUCAGAUCGCAGGCCGCCUUUAGCUCCACUCAAGACAUCUCCUACUGGAGACAUAAUCUACCAUGGCUUUAUUAUGGCGAUGAACCAGGAUUGGCAAGUCGAGUCCUUCAGACGGAUCCAGUCCCAGUAAACUUUAUUUUCAGAGGAAGAAACAAGAAUACGGAGAUUAAGCUGCUUGCUGCCGUUUAUAGUGUCAGAGGCGACUUUCUUCGAUGGGAAACCAUUGGAGGAGCCAAUCUCCAGAUUUGUCCAGAAACAUCCAUUAAACGGACAUCAGCAUUCAGUUUUGGCACCGCUUACCAAGAAAGUUGUGAUCUUUCAGUCGCAGACCUGCUGCGUGCGUAUCCUGAGCCGCUGUUUUAUGAUGUGUUUCUGGACCUCGGCGGAGAAGAGAGCAGAAAACUUCUCCCUUUGCCCACAUUGGUCCUUAACCAGCAAUAUAAUGGAAAGUUCAUUAACCAAGGUGGGAUUUGUUUUUGUGCGCAUGCGUAUGAUUGUACGGUAUGCCUCAUGCUUUGCUCUCAUACAGAAAGCAUGACCAACUGGUACCUGUCGCGGCGUAUGUUUCUUGUGGACGCGCUGAGUGGCAGGGAGAAAAUUCCAAGCCUCCUUCCUAAAGUCAUCCGCAUUGCCAACUCUGUGAAAAUAAGGUUCCGAUUGGUUCCAGGCACACAACAGGGUCAGGUCUUCCCCCCACUGAUGAGCGUGGAGUACAAAGAUGUAUUGGUCACCGAUGUCAACACACAAACUGUGUCUAUGAGCUUUGCCGUGGAGUAUGAGAUGGAUCAGAAUGAGGCUCGCCUGAAGACGGAUACUGCUCUGGGUGUGUUGGCUGGUCUGGCUGUGCUCUUGUCAGUGCUCAAAACAGUCAGCUGGAAGAGGAGGAUCGCCUCACCUGUCAUCGAUUUGAGGACCAUGCUGAUGUUUUUCUUGUUUUACGCCGGAGAUCUGGCCAAUGUUUUCCUUGCCGUCACUGUGGGAACUGGACUUUACUGGCUCAUCCUUUACAAGGCCCAACAGCAUGCCUCGGUGUUAUUGCCGCUCCCUCAUCAAGAGGAGCAGUUUGUGACGUACAUCUGCUGUACGUUUGCUCUUAAGACAGUGCAGUUCCUCCACAAGCUGAUUGUGCAGUUAUCUGUAGACGUCUUCUUCAUUGACUGGGAAAGGCCACGCAGCAAAGCAAGCAGGAAUGUGCCAGCCAACGGCCAGCAGAAACGUGACGCCUCACCUGUCAGCAUCUGGAGAACCUACUUUGUAGCCAACGAGUGGAACGAGAUCCAGACCAUCCGCAAGAUUCGGCCAAACUUCCAGAUCAUGGCUGUGCUCUUCUUCCUUGAAGUGUUGGGUUUCUCCAAUUUAGCCCUGAGGGACCCCUGGCCAACUCUGCAGCGCCCCCCACAAGUGUACACACCUUCAUACAGCCUUAUCAUGCGCUAUGGUCUGUCGGCAACACUCUGGCUGUGCAUUGGACUUCUGCAGGUCCUUUUCUUCACCGUAUUUUAUGAGCAUUUUGUGGAAGACAAAAUCCGCCAGUUUGUGGAUCUCUGCUCAAUCAGUAAUAUUUCCGUGCUUGUCUUACCUCAGCGCUGUUUUGGCUACUACAUCCAUGGGCGCUCUGUCCACGGCCACGCUGAUACCAACAUGGAGGAAAUGAACAGCAAUCUCAGAAGAGAAGCUGAGUCACUGUGUGGCCAACGAGGUCUUCUUCCCAACACAGACAUGCAGACUUUCCAGGUGGCCCUUUCCGCACGGUUGCGCUCACAUUACGACAGGAUACGGGACUCUUUCACCAGGCGACACGGACCAUCAAGGCUCAUGGACGGGCCCUCAUUCAACCAGUCUGACCAAAACAUCCGAGCCUACCAAACCAUGAACCACUUUCUUGGAUCAGUCAUAGAUCAUGCCCACCCUGACAUGGACUACAUUGUAAGAGACAAACUGGCGUUGGAGAGGGUCAUGGGCAUGGAGUUCCUUGAACCGAAUGAUAAGAGCAUCUUUUAUAAUGAUGAAGGACACUCCUUCAGUGAUACACUCUAUUAUGGAAAUGAGGGCACACUGCUGAUAUUUGACACCCUGUUCUUCUGCGUUGUCGACCUCGCUUCUCAGAACUUUGUACUUGCUGCUAUCCUUACAUACUUACAGCAAAUGAUCUUUGAAAGGAUUCGCAAUUCUUUCGGAAGGAGAAACCUCGUCAACAAAACACUGGUGGAUGACAGAUUUUUGAUAUGAUCACUUCUGGUAGCCGUGUUGUUAAACUGUAAUUUAUGCUUGGUUUUUAUGUUACAGUAUUUGCAAUUCACUUUUGAAGACAUUUUUACAUACAUAUUCCUAGUUGUGGUAUAUAUUUCCAUGUCAAUUUAUUUUUAUCGAUUAAAGCAUUUUUACAGUAAUUUUAA
Molecule: messenger RNA, 3203 nt
Organism: Hippocampus zosterae (dwarf seahorse)
Lineage: Eukaryota; Metazoa; Chordata; Actinopteri; Syngnathiformes; Syngnathidae
Gene: tmem67
Product: transmembrane protein 67
Exons: 27
Coding region: 19-3036 (1005 amino acids)
Biological process (GO): cilium assembly
Cellular component (GO): MKS complex; ciliary transition zone
Source: RefSeq, a predicted model, not a curated record